AAACUGUACACAUACAUGCUGUCCUUAUCAGUUUGAGUUAAAACCACAGUUUCAGCUGCCUCAGCUGCACUCUGGUAGGAGCCAUCAUGGAGAGAGCUGUGGUGCGAAUCACCCUCUUUGGGCUUCUGCUGGCUUUGGCUACCACACUACCAAACAAGGACGACUGGGACAUCUACAGCUUUCACAUCAACUCCACAGUGUCCAGUCGUUAUGCAACCACUGUCAUCACGAGCCGCGUGGCCAAUCGGAUGGACGAGUCAAAGGAAAUAGAAUUCCAAGUCCGGAUUCCCAAGAACGCCUUCAUCAGUAAAUUCAGAAUGUUUAUAGAAGGUCAAGUGUACGAUGGUGUUGUGAAAGGUAAAGAGAGCGCUCGGCAGCAGUACACGGAGGCCGUGUCCCGUGGUGAAAGCGCUGGGCUGGUCAGUUCUGUAGGGAGGACUCUGGAGGAAUUCAAAACCUCUGUUACUGUGGCUGCUCACAAAAAGGUCACCUUUGAACUCACAUAUGAGGAGCUGCUGAAGCGAACGCUUGGAAAGUACGAGCUGCAAAUCCACGCUCGACCCAUGCAGCCUGUCAAAGACUUCAAGGUUGAUGUGCACAUUAACGAGAAAACCGGCAUCAAUUUCAUCGAGAUUAAAGGAGGACUGAGCACCAAAGCCCUGGCUAAUGCCAUCACCAAAACACACGCCGACAAACAGGCGUGGGUGUAUUUCUACCCGACAGAGGACCAACAGAAAACGUGUGACAGCUGUGGGGAGCAGGGUAUGAAUGGAGAUCUGGUUAUUGUGUAUGAUGUCAACAGGGACACCUCUCUGGGAGAAAUCGAGAAAUCAGAUGGAUACUUCGUUCAUCACUUUGCUCCAUCCAGUCUUGCCCGCAUACCAAAAAAUGUUGUCUUCAUUAUUGAUCAAAGUGGCUCAAUGCACGGCAAGAAAAUACAACAGACCCGAAUAGCAUUGAUCCACAUCUUGAGCGACCUGGCAGAGGAGGACCACUUUGGUCUUUUCACUUUUGAUAGCAACCUUUUUCACUGGAAACGAGAACUUGUUCAGGCCAACAAGGAAAACGUUGAGAGUGCCAAGACAUUUGCACGGAAUAUCGUAGAUCGAGGAGCCACAGACAUUAACAGAGCAGUGUUGGAAGGAGCACGUAUGCUGAAUGCACAUCCCAGAGAAGGUUCAGCGUCCAUCCUCAUACUUCUCACCGAUGGAGACCCAACCUCAGGGGUGACAAAUGUCGAAGUAAUCCAUUCAAAUGUCAGGCAGGCCAUUGCAGAUAAAUUCCCACUCUACUGUCUUGGUUUUGGUUUUGAUGUCAAUUUUGAGUUCCUUGAGAAGAUGUCGCUGCAGAACAACGGUGUGGCCCGACGGAUUUAUGAAGACUCUGAUGCAGAUUUACAGCUGAAGGGUUUCUAUGAAGAGGUGGCUACUCCUCUAUUGAUAGAUGUGACAAUGAUCUAUAACGGUGGGACCAACCUAACCCAGACCAACUUCAGCCAGUUUUAUAAUGGCUCUGAGAUCGUGGUGGCUGGUCAGAUCACUGACAAUGACAUCGAAACCUUUUCUCCACAAGUUGUGGCCAUUUCAAGGAGUAGAAAGGUGACCUUUUCUGAAACUAACACCACUGUGGAGUCCACUGGAACAGUUUCCAACAGCCACAUCCAGAGGGUCUGGGCCUACCUCACAGUCAAACAGCUUCUGGAGAAAGAGCUGCUGUUAUCUGGAGCUGAGAAGGAGAACGUGAAGAAAGAGAUCUUGGAGCUGUCGCUGAAGUACAACUUUGUGACCCCGCUCACAUCCAUGGUGGUCACCAAGCCUCCGGGGGAGAAGACAGAUGUGCUCCAUAAACCCAAGGAAGGGGAAGCACACAGUCCACCCUUGUCAGGUGGAACAUGGGCACAACAUCAUCCUGUAGCGCACAGUCCACCCAUGUCAGGUGGAACAUGGGCACAAAAUCAUCCUGUAGGGUACAGUCCACCCUUGUCAGGUGGAACAUGGGCACAAAAUCAUCCUGUAGGGUACAGUCCACCCUUGUCAGGUGGAACAUGGGCACAAAAUCAUCCUGUAGCGCACAGUCCACCCAUACGAUCUGGAGGGUUUGGAAGAGGUUUCUCACCGCAGAGCAAUGAUGCGUAUGGUAGAAGAAGGCUAAAAACCAGACCACACCAAGUUCAAGUUCCAGAUGAUGAAAGUUAUUUGAUGUCUGGAAUGCUUCCCUUUCCGCCAGAGACUGGGCUCACACCAUCUCGUGGUAGUGUAUCAUAUGGAUGUAAUUCAUGCUCUCCUCACGUUGAUACCGUGAGGGGGAAAGUGCGUCCCACCUUUGUGCCAGACAGAGCAACUAAAGCUCCUGUCUCCCACAGGUUUUUGCUAAAAUCUGAGAAUCUUUCUCUUCCACUGUGCUUCGACGUCACUGGAGAUGUUCGCCUUAAACUACUUCAUCAUCCCACCAGGGAGCUGUCUGUGAAUGGUGAGCUUGAUUCAGUCGUGAAUGGAGGCUUCAAAAAGAUUUUCAUCCACUUAAACACUGACCUGCAUGUUGAGGUGGACACCAAUAAAAUCAUUGUACGAGAUGGACAGACGCUGACACGCCACCGUGGACAGGAUGUCUUCACAGCUGGAAGUUUGUCCGUGAUAAGGCGGGACGAGGAAAUAGAUGUUGCAGUUGGAGACACACGCGUGGUCAUCCUCCUUCAUGUGAAGGACGGAGAAAAACUCCUCUGGCCGGUUUUAAGACAGCAGCCACUGGAAGACAACGUCACAGGAAUUUUAGCUCUGAAGCCAGCAGUUUAUGAGGAGCUGCAACAAACUCCCUCAAUCAAACUGAAGAUCAAAGACCAGGAGGUUGACGUAACCAGGGCCGAUGCUGUCGACUACAGUAUCGUCUCCCCUCCGACUCUGGACUGCUGGCUCAUGUCUGCUGGGUCCGUCCUGCAGAGACGCCUGGAGGAUUUCAUGGUUACACAACUUUAACUGGGAACAUGUUGAAGAUUUAAUUCAAAAAAUGAGUCAAAUAGUCAUUCAUCAUGGAAGAAAGACCUGUUACUAACAUUAACAAAUAAAUAAUAUUCCAGAUAUUUCUUGGUCUUG
Molecule: messenger RNA, 3089 nt
Organism: Centropristis striata (black sea bass)
Lineage: Eukaryota; Metazoa; Chordata; Actinopteri; Perciformes; Serranidae
Product: inter-alpha-trypsin inhibitor heavy chain H3-like
Exons: 20
Coding region: 87-2972 (961 amino acids)
Source: RefSeq, a predicted model, not a curated record